AUGGGUACCUGGAGGGGUACUAUUAUCGCGUGGAAUGUGGAGACAGGGGAAAGAAUGAUCGACAGCGACAAAGGAUACGACUACACCAAGAUCCUUGAGAUCGAGGAUAUUCAAUUCUCUUCCUCCAGCCAGCUCAUGGGCGCUGUGACAGUGAGCAAAUCUGUCGAUAAACGAACGGACAUCGAGGUGUGGAAUAUGCAAACAGGGCACCUUGUGAAGAUGCCACAUAGUGUCGUGUUUCAAGACACACGUCUCCAAGACAAUCUCAACUUACUUGAAAGAGAACUGUGUCACAGCAGGAGGGAAGAGCGUCUUGAGAAUAAGACUUCUACAAAACAUGCCCGGCCUUCGCAGAAACACUGUAUUCAACUCGAUGAAGACUGGAUCAUCCUUGGGGAACAGAAGAGCAUAUGGCUACCACUAGAAUAUCGACCUGCUCAAGGUGUUUACAAACCUCACAAGAACUCAACCCGUGGCAUUUUCGGCGAUACACUUGCAAUUGGAUCUGCUAGCGGGCAGGUACUGUUUUCCGGGUUCAGUCCUGAUGGCUUGUCAGCUGAACAGUUGGCCGAACCGCUGGAAGAAUCUGAUGAUGAUGAAUUCUGA
Messenger RNA from Aspergillus melleus, 606 nucleotides. RefSeq lists its product as uncharacterized. The transcript has a single exon. Bases 1 to 606 code for a protein of 201 amino acids. Lineage: Eukaryota; Fungi; Ascomycota; Eurotiomycetes; Eurotiales; Aspergillaceae. The record is from RefSeq and is a predicted model, not a curated record.